UCAUUGGAAACAGCAAGAGAACUUGAGGUACCGUGAAUUUUCUGUUCUUUUUUUCAUUUGAAUUUUUGCCUACUUAAACAAGAGGGUUAGAAUUGGGGUUCAUCUGGAUCUCGUUUUGCAUCUGUGAGAGUUUCGAGUCUGUGUGCUUUCUUUGUGUUGAUUUGCUCAGUGAAGCGUUUUUCAUUUCACGUGGAUGUUAUUUUCGUUUUUUGGCCUCAUGCUAUUUUUGUGAAAUUCGUUUUCCUGUAACUGGAGAGGGUGUCUGGAUCGGGGCUAAAAUAUUGGCUAAUUAAGGAGUUUCACUCGUUUUCUCAGCUUCCUUGAUUCGUGUGAAAGUGAAAAAUGUUUGAUUUGGAAGGGUAUUUUUGUCAUUUAGCUAGCGGGUUGUGUUCCUGGGAGGGAUUAUAGCACGGUCUGUUGCGUGUGUUCUUCCCUUUCCAUACGGCUUGUGGAGUGCUCAAAAGACAGAAUUGACCCUUUACCGUUCUGUGUUUGACUCUUGCGUCUACUCUGGAUUGAAUUAUGUAUCUGUAGCUUACCAUUAAUACUGCAGCCUUUCCUGAAAGUUCAGAUAUUUUUCCAGAAGUAGGGAAGCUCCUUAUACAUUAUUUGGCUUAGUGCUCUCUAUUUGGAGUGUACAAUGGGAAACAAUGAGGAAGAAAAAUCUACCAAGACUGAAAAGCCUUCUUCACCUGCAACAAUGGAUCAGGCCAAUCAGACCAACCAGCCCAAUAUUCAUGUGUAUCCUGAUUGGGCAGCCAUGCAGGCAUAUUAUGGGCAAAGAGUCACCAUGCCACCAUACUACAACUCGGCUGUGGCUUCUGGUCACGCUCCUCACCCAUACAUGUGGGGUCCACCACAGGUACCUAUGAUGCCACCUUAUGGGCCUCCUUAUGCAGCAAUUUAUUCACACGGAGGGGUUUACCCUGCAGUUCCUAUCGGGCCACAUACACAUAGUCAAGGAGUUCCGUCUUCACCUGCUGCUGUGACUCCUUUAAGCAUAGAGACGCCACCCAAAUCAUCAGGAAAUAAUGAUCAGGGUUUAAUGAAGAAAUUGAAGGAGUUUGAUGGACUUGCUAUGUCAAUAGGCAAUGGCCAUGCUGAAAGUGCAGAGCGUGGAGGUGAAAACAGGCUGUCACCGAGUGUGGAUACUGAGGGUUCCAGUGAUGGAAGUGAUGACAACACUUCAGGGGCUAAUCAAACAAGAAGGAAAAGAAGCCGUGGGGGAACACCAACCACUGGUAUGACUCUGUUCUUCACCAAGUAUCACAUCUUGAUGAAUAAUAGAGUUGACCUGGGAUCACGAUUAUUCUUCUGUUGUCAUCACUCUACACAUGCAGAUGGAGAAGGGAAAACUGAGAUACAAAGCAGUCCCAUUUCCAAAGAUACUGCAGCUUCUAAUAAGAUCGUGGCAGUUGCCCCCGCCAGUGUUGCAGGAACAAUAGUUGGACCUGUAGUUUCUUCAGGUAUGACCACCGUGCUGGAGCUGCGAAAUCCUUCCAGUGUUCAUUCUAAAGCAAAUACCACAAGUGCACCACAACCUUCUGUAUUGCCUGCAGAAACUUGGUUACAGAAUGAGCGUGAGCUGAAACGAGAGAGGCGGAAACAAUCUAACCGAGAAUCUGCUAGAAGGUCCAGACUAAGGAAGCAGGCUGAAACUGAAGAACUGGCACGAAAAGUUGAUUCCUUGAAUUCUGAGAAUGGGACACUGAAAUCAGAAAUAAAUCGACUGACUGAAAGUUCCGAAAAAAUGAGAGUGGAAAAUGCAACAUUAAGGGAAAAACUUAAAAUUGCUCGACUGGGACAAACACAAGAGAUAACUUUGAACAUAAUUGACAGCGAGAGGGCUACACCUGUAAGCACAGAAAACUUACUAUCUAGAGUUAAUAAUAAUUCUAGUUCCAACGAUAGAACUAUGGAGGAUGAGAAUGAUUUUUGUGAAAAUAAACCAAACUCUGGUGCAAAGCUGCAUCAACUACUGGACACAAGUCCUAGAGCUGAUGCUGUGGCAGCUGGUUGAUACAGAAAGCCAGUAAUUGUACUGGCUGAUCAGGUGGUUUUGGCAUAUUACAAGCCCAAAAUUACCGCUAACAGUUUCCAGAGGGAUGGAUCAGCUGAAUUUUAGUAUCUAAAUCCAUCAAAAUCAGAACUAAUUCAUUGCUUGUCAGUUUACCUAGGACAAAAUCUCUGUUACUAUUAGAUUUGACAAAAGUGGAUGACUAAGUUUGUAAAAUGAACAAGAGAACUAGAGAUUUCAGUUUGGAGAGGGUUGUUGAACCGAUACAUAAUUGUGUUUGUAUCAUUAACUAUUGGUUUGGAGUUCCCAAUGGUAUCUGAUAUAAAGUUAUUUUGGCUUA
This is a messenger RNA of Vigna angularis (adzuki bean), 2357 nucleotides long. Its product is annotated as common plant regulatory factor 1. Bases 641 to 2020 code for a protein of 459 amino acids. Gene Ontology annotation, molecular function: sequence-specific DNA binding; DNA-binding transcription factor activity. Gene Ontology annotation, cellular component: nucleus. The transcript has 13 exons. Lineage: Eukaryota; Viridiplantae; Streptophyta; Magnoliopsida; Fabales; Fabaceae. The record is from RefSeq and is a predicted model, not a curated record. Gene Ontology annotation, biological process: regulation of DNA-templated transcription.